CACAUCAUUUCAUUCCCCUUUGAGAAACCUAUGGACUUAACACACUCCACUGUACCAUGUUUGCUGAAACCGAAGCUAACUCCGAAGCCACUUCUUGAAGGCAAUCCGUCUAUGAGAAGGAUAAUGCGAGACGUUUCUAACUCAAAACCAUCAGCAUUUGGUAACGUUUUCACGAAUUUAGUCGUCAAAGCGAGAAAAGAAACCGACUUUGAAACCGCUGUUAUUGAGAAGCCGAAGCAGCGGUUUAAGGUAUCACAGGGUGAUCCGACGCCGUAUGGAGCAACUUUUCGAGACGGUGGAGUCAAUUUUUGUAUAUUUUCAAGUAAUGCAGUUUCCGCUACUCUUUGCUUGAUCACUCUCUCUGAUUUGCAAGAGGGGAGAGUCACUGAAGAAAUCUUCCUUGAUCCUUUUAUCAAUAGAAGUGGAGAUGUGUGGCAUGUAUUUGUCAAAGGUGAUUUUAAAGACAUGUUAUAUGGAUACAAAUUCGAUGGCAAGUUUUCUCCUGAGCAAGGACAUUACUAUGACUCCUCUAAAAUUGUGUUGGAUCCUUAUGCGAAAGCAGUUAUCAGUAGAGGGCAGUUUGGUGUUCUGGGGCCGGAUGAUAAUUGCUGGCCUCAAAUGGCCUGCAUGGUGCCUAAUUCUGAGGAUGAGUUUGACUGGGAAGGAGAUUUACCUUUGAAGCAUCCACGGAGAGAUCUUGUAAUAUAUGAAAUCCAUGUUCGAGGAUUUACAAGACAUGAAUCAAGCAGAACUGAAUUUCCUGGCACAUACCUUGGUGUAGUGGAGAAGCUUGAUCACUUGAAGGACCUUGGAGUUAACUGUAUAGAGUUGAUGCCAUGUCAUGAAUUCAAUGAGCUGGAGUAUUUCAGCUACAAUUCUUUCUUGGGCGAUUAUAAGGUUAAUUUUUGGGGGUAUUCCACUGUCAAUUACUUUUCUCCUAUGAUUAGAUAUUCAUCUAAUGGCACACAUAAUUGUGGCCGUGAUGCGAUUAAUGAAUUCAAGCUUCUUGUCAAGGAAGCACAUAAACGAGGAAUUGAGGUCUUCAUGGAUGUUGUGUUUAAUCACACAGCUGAGGGCAAUGAGAAAGGUCCUUCUUUGUCAUUUAGAGGUGUUGACAACAGUGUUUAUUACAUGUUGGCUCCUAAGGGAGAAUUUUAUAAUUAUUCAGGCUGUGGGAAUACAUUCAAUUGCAACCAUCCUGUUGUGCGUCAAUUUAUAGUUGAUUGUUUGAGAUACUGGGUAACAGAAAUGCAUGUGGAUGGCUUUCGCUUUGAUCUUGCUUCUAUAAUGACUAGGGGCAGCUGCCUUUGGGAUGCAGUCAAUGUAUAUGGGAUUCCGGUAGAAGGUGAUUUGUUGACUACUGGCAGCCCUCUCAGCAGUCCACCACUAAUUAGCAUGAUUAGUAAUGAUCCAGUACUCCGUGGAGUGAAGCUUAUAGCAGAAGCAUGGGAUGCAGGGGGUCUAUAUCAAGUUGGCAUGUUUCCACGCUGGGGUAUUUGGUCAGAAUGGAAUGGGAAGUAUCGUGACAUAGUGCGACAAUUUAUUAAGGGUACUGAUGGCUUUUCUGGUGCUUUUGCUGAGUGCCUGUGUGGGAGCCCCAAUUUAUACCAGGAUGGAGGAGGAAAGCCGUGGAACAGUGUCAACUUUAUAUGUGCACAUGAUGGUUUUUCCUUGGCUGAUUUAGUGACCUAUAACCACAAACAUAAUUUGGCAAAUGGGGAGAACAACAAUGAUGGAGAGAUUCAUAAUAAUAGCUGGAACUGUGGACAGGAGGGAGAGUUUGCAGACAUUGCGGUGAAGAAACUGAGAAAACGACAAAUGCGGAAUUUCUUCCUCUGCCUCAUGGUUUCCCAAGGUGUGCCAAUGAUUUAUAUGGGCGAUGAAUAUGGACACGCAAAAGGAGGAAAUAACAAUACAUAUUGCCAUGAUAACUAUAUAAACUAUUUUCGUUGGGAUAAAAAGGAAGGCUUAUCAUCAGACUUCUUCAGAUUUUGCCAACUUAUGACCAAGUUCCGCCAUGAAUGUGAGUCACUUGGUUUAGAUGACUUCCCAACAGCGGAGAGGCUUCAGUGGCAUGGCUAUGCUCCUGGGAUGCCAGAUUGGUCAGACGCAAGCCGUUUUGUGGCUUUCACAUUGAUUGACUCUGUUAAGGGAGAAAUCUAUGUUGCCUUCAACACCAGUCACUUGGCUGUAACUGUUGCACUGCCUGAGCGGCCUGGAUAUAGGUGGGAGCCGUUGGUAGACACCAGCAAGUCUGCACCAUUUGACUUCCUCUCUAGUGAUCUUCCAGAAAGGGAAACAGCAAUAAAACAGUAUUCUCACUUCCUUGAUUCCAAUCUUUAUCCUAUGCUUAGUUAUUCUUCUAUCAUUUUAUUAUUAUCACCACAUGAAAAUCCUUAAGCCAAAAACCCUAAUAAGGAGUGGAGCAGGGCAAAUCCCAUUUCAAAUUCAUGUAAAUAUGUAAAGAUUGAGUUUGAGAUAAGUGCAUGGAAACAUCCCUUGUUUCUUGUAA
Messenger RNA from Mangifera indica (mango), 2512 nucleotides. RefSeq names its product isoamylase 1, chloroplastic. The coding region runs from base 31 to 2400 and encodes 789 amino acids. NCBI's taxonomy places the organism in Eukaryota, Viridiplantae, Streptophyta, Magnoliopsida, Sapindales, Anacardiaceae. Gene Ontology annotation, molecular function: hydrolase activity, hydrolyzing O-glycosyl compounds. Gene Ontology annotation, biological process: carbohydrate metabolic process. The record is from RefSeq and is a predicted model, not a curated record. The transcript is spliced from 18 exons.